CCUUUGCUUCCUGAGUGCUGGGAUUAAAGGCCUGUACCCACUACUAGAAUCUUAAUAGCAAAUACUUCUGCCUCGCUGGAGACGGCUCUCUUUCUUCAGGCCCUCUAAGGGCUCCUACGCUCUGGACUUGGUCCUCUAGUGUUUCAGUUCGAUGCUGACACCUGCUGGUCACAUAUGGCUCAGCCGCCUUAACAUUGGCACCUGCCUCCUGCCGGGACUGAAGGCCAGGGCAGUCCAUGCCAGUCUUACCUGCCCAGGCCUGAAGAUGCUCGAGAGAAUGCUGUUCCACUGCAGCCCUCGAUGGUCCUCAGCACUCCCUUCACCGACUCCCACCUUAAAAACCUGGACUCUGCAUUGUUCUCAGUACCACAAGAAUAUUAGACAGCAGGAAAGAAGCGGCCAUUCGGGUGGAGGGUGUGCAGUCGGUCCUUCCCGCCUCAGAGCUGGUGCUUCCUACGGAAUUCCAUUCCUUUUGACCUUUGUCUUAUUUCUAGGUUGCUCUUGGGACACAGGCCUCCUUGGUGACAGUGGUGAUGAACCGGAGGUUGAGAGUAGGUGGGCGGGGCUUGGGGUGGGGCUAGACCAAAGGGCCUCUUACUUAGGAGCUUCUCCAUUCUGUUAGCUCUCAGGAACAUCCAAGGCAAGACUGACACCCGGUGCCCAGCCCCAGCGCCCAGCACCCAGCGCCCAGCACCCAGCAGGAAGCCUUCGGCCUCUUCUAGUCACUGAACACACACCCACCUCCCCAAGCACCAUGGAGUCCUUCAGCUCAAAGAGUCUGGCACUACAAGCCGAGAAGAAGCUACUGAGUAAAAUGGCUGGUCGGUCCGUGGCUCAUCUCUUUAUCGACGAGACCAGCAGUGAGGUGCUGGAUGAGCUUUACCGUGUGUCCAAAGAGUACACGCACAGCCGGCCCAAGGCACAACGGGUGAUCAAAGACUUGAUCAAGGUGGCCGUCAAGGUGGCCGUGCUGCACCGCAGCGGCUGCUUUAGUCCCGGGGAGCUGGCUCUGGCUACACGCUUUCGCCAGAAGCUGCGGCAGGGCGCCAUGACGGCACUCAGCUUCGGUGAGGUGGACUUCACCUUCGAGGCUGCUGUGCUAGCAGGCCUGCUCACCGAGUGCCGGGACAUUCUCUUGGAGCUGGUGGAGCACCACCUCACCCCCAAGUCACAUGACCGCAUCAGACACGUGUUUGAUCACUACUCUGACCCUGACCUGCUCGCUGCCCUCUAUGGGCCUGACUUCACUCAGCACCUUGGCAAGAUUUGUGAUGGGCUCCGGAAGCUGCUGGAUGAAGGGAAGCUCUGACGCCCUCGAGCCCAGCACACUGGACUUUGGCAAAAUGACUGACUGGGCUUUCUAACCCUGCACAAAUGCUUCUCAAUCCCCUGGCUUCAUUCUCUCCCAAGAGUGACGUUGACACGAGGUCACCCCCACCCCCAAACAGCUGGCGGAGAAAAAGCAUGCUGAGCUGAGUGAGGCGGCUCUCCCAUCCAGUGCCAGCAAAGGAAACAGCUGAUUGAGGAAGAUGAAGUGAAACUCGGGUCUGCUGCUCCCAGGAGAACUGCCCGAAAAGGGAUCCUCCUCCUCCACAAACCCAAGGAAGGGGGCACUGGAGGCCAGCAGCAGGAAGGUGGCCAUCGGAAGCCUCCUAGGUCUCCUAGAGCUGGACACAUACCGGAGGCUGUGCUCCAGAGUUUCUAGAAGGGGCCGGGGG
Peromyscus californicus insignis is the source of this 1718-nucleotide messenger RNA. RefSeq names its product TNF alpha induced protein 8 like 2 (gene Tnfaip8l2). The record is from RefSeq and is a predicted model, not a curated record. The transcript is spliced from 2 exons. The coding region runs from base 755 to 1309 and encodes 184 amino acids. Gene Ontology annotation, cellular component: cytoplasm. Lineage: Eukaryota; Metazoa; Chordata; Mammalia; Rodentia; Cricetidae. Gene Ontology annotation, biological process: regulation of apoptotic process; negative regulation of T cell activation; negative regulation of inflammatory response.